AGUCCACAUUUGGCAUAUUUGAGAUCCAUCAUGCUCAGUGGGAAGCGCAUCGCUGAUGCAGGUUAUAAGCUCUUCUCGGGCUCCAUGAUGCUGUUGACGGUGUACGGCGGAUACCUGUGCGUCCUGCGGGCUCAGCGAUACAUGCAGAGACAGAAACAGCUGGAGGCACAGAAUGAGAGCGCGGCUUCAGAAACUAUUAAAGACUGAAGACACGGGCUGUAAAUAAUCAGUUAACCUGACACUGAUCAUGUCACACGGAUGGGACAGUAUGUGGCCCAGCAGAUUGUCAGCAGAAACCCACCGGCGUUCGUGACCCUCGAAGGGUUCAUUUGCCUUUUUUGUGGAGUUCAGUGAGAUCUUAUGUGUUGUAAUAUAUUAAAU
Molecule: messenger RNA, 381 nt
Organism: Sinocyclocheilus grahami
Lineage: Eukaryota; Metazoa; Chordata; Actinopteri; Cypriniformes; Cyprinidae
Product: cytochrome c oxidase assembly protein COX14 homolog
Exons: 2
Coding region: 31-207 (58 amino acids)
Source: RefSeq, a predicted model, not a curated record